UGUUGCGUUCGAACACAGUCCCAAAAAGGCACUCAGAACAGCUUAGCCCGCCCACCAGAACGGAGCAGUCCUAGAACAGUAGGAACACAACUUGAUAACUCUAGUCGAAAAUCCAAAAUUUUGAAAGUGCAUUCGAUUAGAAUUUUUGUGCGCGCAUUUUUGUGGGAAUUUUCAACAAAACAGCCCAAAAAGAUUUAAAUUUUCUCCGAUCUAAUUUCGUUUGAUUGCCGUCGCGCGUGAGCAGAUAUCAAAAUUGGCCUAAUUUAACAACCGCAACGAAUAUCUUGAAAACCAUAAAUAUUUAGCCAGAGCUAAGAUCAAACGAAAUUUUCCUGGCCAAUUACCAAUUGGUAACGUGAUAACGUUUUAUGUGAGAAAGAAAUUGUUACGAGACAAAAGAGAAACAAAAUAAACGUGACUUAUUUGCAUUUGGUGGCAUUUAACGCGUAUUCGCAAACCGUGCGAUUUACAUUUUGUGGAUAAAUCAAGCUCAACGAUAUAACUGAAUGAUGAAAGCCACAGCGUGGUUUUGCCCGGUGUUAUUGACUUUACUCAGCGCCACAAGGCUCGUGUGUACCGCACAGCGUGGUGCGGCAGCAACAACGGGCGGAGCAGAAGGCGGAGGCGCCGCAGCAGCAGCAGCAGUAGCAGCAGCAGCAGCAGCAUUGGCAGCUGGCAGCGCUGGGUAUGCCAACGGAUAUCCUCUGGACUAUCUGGAUGCACAGACCAUACAGGAUGAGUAUUCUUUGGUAAAGCGGAAUAAGCCCUCGUUGUCCAUUGUCAAUCCGCUGGAUGUGCUGCGCCAGCGGCUGCUUCUGGAAAUUGCGCGCAGGCAAAUGAAGGAAAACACGCGGCAGGUUGAAUUGAAUCGAGCCAUACUGAAGAACGUGGGCAAACGUGUAUUUUUGGAGCCGGCAACUUGGGGAAAUACUCACUACCAGCAGCACCAGCAGCAACUGGAGCGACAGCAGGAGGCAUGGCGGGAGCAACUGCGUCGCGAACAGCUGCAGCAGCAGCAUUUCCCAAGUCAACUGUGGAGAUUUGGCUGGCCCCAGUCCACCACCGGCACCAGCACCGGCACCAGCUCCGUCUCCGGCUCCGGCUCCGGCUCAGGCACACCCUCGGCCUCGUCUCACAUUUUUGAUUUUCUGCAGCAACCUGCAACACGACCAAGACAGCAAACGGCCGCACAGCAGCUGCUCGACGAUACCAACAAAUCCCUAAACACCCUCGGCACCCUCGGACUGGGAGUGGCUAAACAUCCCCAGCAGCAGCAACAGCAGCCGGAGCAGACAAACGGAAAUGAAAUUGCAAACGAAACAAAUCAUGAAAACGGCCAUCGCAAAUCGUUGCCAGUUGGCAAAAGCGCAACUGGUGUUGUAAACGACGAAGACGCUGAUCCUGACGAGGAACAGGACCAAGACGAUUUGCUGGAUGACCUUAACUUGAACUGGGGCAACGAGCAGUCGGAUGACUUGGAAAGCGUACCGGAAGCGGCCAAUGCAAACGGGCAACUGCCUUGGCAUCUCAUCUAUCGCGUGCACAAGAAUCCGCACUAUGCUAAUUAAGUGACAGUCGCGAAGAAUACAGAUACAGAUACACAUACACUCACACAGACACAUACACAAACAGACAGACACACAGACAGCUUUAGUGUUUAAAAUAGACGUUAGUAGUUGCUAAAUUGACGGUUCCUAAAUGGCUGGCUUUAAGACAGGCAUAUUGUGUGUGCAACCCUCCGAUGAACAAAACGAACUCCUCCCCACCAACAUCUAACGCGACCCGUUGCUUGAAUAUACUCAAUGCUGACACUCACACUCGCGCACUCACUAUUUGAAUUUCGUAUUCGCAUUCGUAUUCGUAUUUGUAUUUGUAUUUGUAACUAAGUGAAUGGUCUAUGUAACAAUUCAUGCUACCUCUUUCUCAGAUGCUCUCGAAUAUUAAACACGAAACGAACGUUCCCUUAACUCCGCCGGGUCCUUGUAUCCGGCCCUAAGUACUACGUAAUUAUACUCGACAAAUUGUAUUUAUUGACUAGCAAAAAGUUUAACAAAAAUAUACA
Molecule: messenger RNA, 2062 nt
Organism: Drosophila grimshawi
Lineage: Eukaryota; Metazoa; Arthropoda; Insecta; Diptera; Drosophilidae
Gene: Dh44
Exons: 4
Coding region: 507-1568 (353 amino acids)
Cellular component (GO): extracellular region
Molecular function (GO): hormone activity
Source: RefSeq, a predicted model, not a curated record